Molecule: messenger RNA, 607 nt
Organism: Pseudopodoces humilis (Tibetan ground-tit)
Lineage: Eukaryota; Metazoa; Chordata; Aves; Passeriformes; Paridae
Source: RefSeq, a predicted model, not a curated record
UUCCGGCCCCGAAUUCCAUGGAAUUCCCUGGAUUUCAGGAUCGACGAGGAGCUGCUGGGGGAUGGGCACAGCUACAGCCCCCGAGCUCUUCACUCGUGGCUCACUCGGGUCCUCUACAACCGGCGCUCCAAGAUCAAUCCCCUCUGGAAUUCCGUGCUCAUCGCCGGCGUCUACGGUGGGGAGAGUUUCCUGGGAUACGUGGACAUGCUGGGAGUGGCCUACGAGGCGCCGUCGCUGGCCACGGGAUUCGGGGCUUACCUGGCCCAGCCGUUGCUGCGGGCGGCGCUGGAGCGGGAUCGGCUCCCGAGCCGGGAGGAGGCGCGGGAGCUGCUGGAGCGCUGCCUGCGCGUGCUCUACUACCGCGACGCUCGCUCCUUCAACAGGUACGAGGUUGCCGUGGUGACGGAGAAGGGGGUGGAGCUGGAGGGACCCCUGACCCUGGAGGCCAACUGGGACAUCGCCCACGCCGUCAGCGGUUUCGAGUGAUCUCCGAGAGCUGCUCCGACCUCAGCCCGACCACCUCAAACCCCUGGUUUUUCCCCAUCCCUUUUUUCCCCUCUGGAACGGCGAAUCCAGCUUUUUUUGGGAAUAAAAUCCAUCGUUUUAA